AUGGAAGCUGAAGCGAAAGCCGAUAACAAGUCGCCGACGAGGCUGAAGGCUCACGCGCCGCCGUGUCUUCUUCUUGAUCAGAUCAUAUCAAUGGCCGCGGUAGCCGCCGAGCCUAGGUUCCCGGCUAAUUAUCCUGAGAUCGAUUCUUGCAAGGCGAUUCCAUUGCUAUCGCCACUUAUUCUCUCUCCCAACCCAGAUGCUGCUGCCAAUGAUGAUAAUGAUCAAGAGCGAAUAGUUGAUGAGAAGGACACAAGUGUGGGUGGCAACGAUGACGAUGGAGAUGAAAUUGAAGGGGACGAUGAUAAAGAUGGUGAUCAAGGAGAAAACGGUGUGGUAGCUGAGGACGAUGCCGUUUCACCUAAAAAUGGGUGGCAACAUCCGGCCGUGCCGACUUUCGUUGAUCCAUCUUCCUUGUUUAGUUUCUUUCAAUCACAAUGCAUUAUCGCCAACCAAGCUCAGUCAUAAUUAUGUUAAUUUUUUCUUUUCCUGUAAUCUUUUCUAAGUUUGGCUUUAUAAUUAUCAUUUUUUUUUUUUCUGUUGCAUGGUUUGGUGUAACUUCAUGUCGAUCUCUCUUCUGUUCUGUAUAUAAGUUUAUAAAUCUGUUUUUAGUUUGAGAAAUGUGUAUACCAAUUAUUACCUUUGCAUUAGUAUUUUGUGUUCACAAAACUAAAACUACAGUUUAAAGCCUCA
Messenger RNA from Cannabis sativa, 690 nucleotides. RefSeq lists its product as uncharacterized. The coding region runs from base 1 to 465 and encodes 154 amino acids. The record is from RefSeq and is a predicted model, not a curated record. The transcript has a single exon. Lineage: Eukaryota; Viridiplantae; Streptophyta; Magnoliopsida; Rosales; Cannabaceae.